Messenger RNA from Echinostoma caproni, 654 nucleotides. The record is from the annotation of a GenBank genome assembly. Lineage: Eukaryota; Metazoa; Platyhelminthes; Trematoda; Plagiorchiida; Echinostomatidae.
CCCCAUGCUCUGUUGAACAAAAUUAAUGCGGCAGCUAGACCGGAGGAACAGCAGCGACUAUCUCAGAUCACCAUGCAACGAUCAAUUGCCGCACAUCUACUUCCCAUCCGUACAGUUGGUGUGCAAGGCGAUCAUCGGACAUAUAGCUAUGCUUGUGCCCUUUCCAGUUCCGCUCCACCGGAUUGGGAUGCACUAUCUUUUCUGGCUCAUCUUAUACCGCGUAUUUGUCACAACAUCAACCGUGUGGUGUACGUGUUUGGUCCUCAAGUGGCCUACCCGGUGAGCGACGUUACUGUAACCUACCUGCGCGAACCUGUUAUUCAGACAUUGCGUGAGGUGGACGAUCGUGUCACCCAAGUCCUACGUCAAGCCGGCUGUAUGGAGAAGAUUAGCCAGCUUCCCAUUGUGCUCAUUCCCAUCCACUUCGAUCGCGACCCGAGUCAAGUAGUCGCGACGCCAUCCAUGCUCCGAUCGGUUGUUCUUCGACCGGUUAUUACCACGGACUAUAUGACCGGCUUGGCUGCCAUCCCUGGGGUGGAUAUUCCUGAGACGGUUGUAUUCAAUAUGCAAAAGGCAGCUCAAUCAGUUCCGGGGAUCUCCCGUGUCCUGUACGAUCUUACUUCCAAACCACCAGCCACAAUCGAAUGGGAGUGA